AUGAGCAGCGAUAAUAAUAAUGAAGAUGUCAAGAAAAGAGAUGCAUUUUUAGGAUUAGCAGAAUGUGAAGUUGAAAUUGAAGAGUUAGAAAAAGACGUUGAAUUAUAUAGAUUAAAGAAAAUGGUACCAUUUUAUAAGCAACGUGAUUCAUAUAUUAAUGAUAUUCCUGGAUUCUGGAGAGUGGUACUAUCACAACAUAGUGAUUUUGCUAAUUAUAUUAGGGCUUCAGAUUUCAAAUAUAUUGAUCAAAUUGAAAAAAUUCAACUUGAAUGGUUGAUUUUGAAAGAUGAAAAUGAGAGUAAUGUGAGAGAUUUUUCAGUCACUUUUUAUUUUAAUGGCAUUGAAGAUGAUUUUGAAGAGCAAAUCGUUACCAAGACUUUCAAAAUUGUGAAAUCGGACACUAUUAACGAUAAUAAAUCUACAAAAAAAUCGAAUGUAAAUGAGGACAUUUCUGAAGACGAAAAUGAAGAAGAAAUUGAAGAUAUACUCACAAGUGAACCAGUAGAUAUCAAAUGGCCCGCAAGUUAUGAUUCUAUAAAUCCAUCAGUGAUUGUAGAUAAACGUAGUCCUGAAGGAAAAAAGAAAUAUCGUCAAGGAAUGAAAUCCUUCUUUGGUUGGUUCAAAUGGACAGGUAAGAAACCUGGUAAAGAAUUCCCACAUGGUGAUGAUUUAGCUGUGUUAAUAAGUGAAGAUCUUUAUCCAUAUUGUGUCAAGUAUUAUACUGAAGCUCAAAGAGACCUCGAAGAUGAGAAUAAUGAUUCUGAUGAAGAUAGUUCUGAAGAACCAUUAGAUUUGCCUGGGAAUGAAGAAGAUGAUGAUGACGCAGAGCAGGUGGAGGAAGAAGAAAACGAUCCUGCCAGAAAGAAGCUGCGUAGGGCUUAG
Molecule: messenger RNA, 882 nt
Organism: Naumovozyma dairenensis CBS 421
Lineage: Eukaryota; Fungi; Ascomycota; Saccharomycetes; Saccharomycetales; Saccharomycetaceae
Gene: VPS75
Product: Vps75p
Exons: 2
Coding region: 1-882 (293 amino acids)
Biological process (GO): nucleosome assembly
Cellular component (GO): nucleus; chromatin
Molecular function (GO): histone binding; chromatin binding
Source: RefSeq, a predicted model, not a curated record